GUACACUUAAGGAUCACCUACAGAAACAGCAAAUAACCUUAGGAAAAUUUGAAAGUAUUUAAAAUUGCCUUAAAACUUUGGUAAAUGCAAAUAAUGGAUGCCCUGUUUUUCCACUUGUUUGCCAUCUUGGUUGACACGACCCGUGAAGUCACGGUUCAUGUUAACCAAGAUAGCACCCAAGGAAAAUUGUGCAAAAUACAUGUGCUAAAAAACAAAAAAGUAGGGAGAAAAAAUGGGUAAAUGCGAUUAGAUGGCACAGUGACGUACCACACGGCCGCCAUCUUGGUUGCCACGACCCGUGAACUUUGACGGGUUUAGGGGUCGCGGAAACCAAGAUGGAUGCCGUGGAAAAAAUUAAAAAAAAAAACCUCACGUUUGCUAAUGUUAGAAAAUAAAACGUUAACAAUUAUGGAAAAAUGUCCUGAAUGUAUCCCGAAACCUAACCUGAACCCUACAUCUAUCCUUACAUCUAACCUGGGUUUGGACCCUAUCCCUAAUCUGGAUUUUGACCCUAUUCCUUCCCUGGAAUUUACUCACUGUAGCAAGAAAACUAUGAAAAUGAACAAAAUCAAUUUAAAAAAUGGCCAGAAUUAAUUUAAAAAAAUUAAUAAAUAGUGAAAACCCAACUUUGACCCUAAUCCUUCCCUGCGUUUUGACCCUAACCUGAAAUCCCUAAAUCGAUCCCUAAACCUAACUUGAGACCCAAAUCUAUCCCUAACCCUAACCCUAAGCCUAAAACUGGCCCUAAAGCCGCAAUAAAAAAAACUGGCGGAAUUUACUCACUGUAGCAAGAAAACUAUGAUAAUGAACAAAGUCAAUAAAAAAUGGCCAGAGUUAAUAAAAAAAAAAUUAAUAAAUAGUGAAAACCCAACUUGCAGUUUUAUAAAAGACCCUUCUACACACUUUAUUUCAGAUUUCACGGAAAAUAAUAUUGCAUCCACAAAAUGAAUAAAAAUACAAGGCCUGCGAUGAACAAGUAUUUUCAAUCAUGGCGGAACUAACAAAAUAUGAUAAUAAGCCAACAAAUGAAAUUUAAAAUUAUAAUUAAUGAAACAAUAAAAUUUUUAUAACACGAAAUGCCAUCGGCGUAUGAGUACUAAUACAUAAAAAAAAAUAAAAAAUUCUCUAACAUUAAACAAAGGGAAGUGUCUCUAACACAGCAAUUUGAAUUAAUCACGUAAAUGACGUCAUGACAUCCAUUCUUAGCAUUAACCAAAAUGUUUACCCUUUUUUUUGUUAAAAGCUUUGUUAGUUCGUCAGGGGUGUAUCAGAUAAUUUUUUGGGUUUUUAGCAAAUCCCAAAUUUUGAGUCCCCGCACAAUUCAAAUAAAAAGAGCGAUUACCACGAUUUCCCGGAGCAAGUAUAGCCUCCGACCAUAACUCUACCCUUUAACUAUAGUAAAACAUUUUAAAAUGCAAAAAAAAAAAAAAAAAAAAAAAUUUUUUGCAGUGGUCCUAUUUUUAGUAUUACAUUGGUCACAUAAUGCUUUUUUUUUUUUUUUUAAACACGUUUUCUUAUCAAAUCCUUGUCCAGGUCCAGUAGAUGGUUGUCUUUCAGCUCAUCUGACGUGGACUGGUUUUUCCAUCGGGUAUUUUCAAAUAAAAUUCUUUCCGGACGACUUUCGUGAGAUUGUUGAGUUAGUUCAUGGAUCUUCUACUGCUCUUUUACAAAUUUGAUCUAGAACUUUCUAACAUAAAAUAACAAACAUUCCAUCGGGUAUUUUCAAAUAAAAUUCUUUCCGGACGACUUUCGUGAGAUUGUUGAGUUAGUUCAUGGAUCUUCUACUGCUCUUUUACAAAUUUGAUCUAGAACUUUCUAACAUAAAAUAACAAACGUUUUGACAUAAUUGAAAAGUAAAAAUUAAAUUAAAUUAAAAAAACAAACAACUACUUGUUCAAUACAACAAGAAACGGCAGCCAUAGAUACGUAAUUACCUAUUUAAAAAAAUAUUUCCAUUUAAAGUUUAUUAAAUUCCAAAUCAUAUGUGGCCUUUAUGAAAUAAGUUUAUAAACUAAUAUAUUUAUCACGUUACUAAUUAUUUUAUUUGUUUUCAAAUUUAAUGACGUGGCAGUUGAGACCUGCUGAUCUGUUCGUUGUGGAAAUGCAGAUAUUACCUGGCCUGCUUGCGGGUAUCGCUAUCCUGUUUCUCAUCGUAAAACCUGGUAAGAUUAAUAAGAGUUCAAAUCUUUUAAAGCUAAGAUUGUGGCAUUAUAAAUGCCCCUAUUAAAAAUGCCUUUUUUAUUUAUUUUAUUUCUUAAACCAGUGAGUUUUUUGUCCACAGCGACGUAUAACAUUACCUCUGAAAUGAUCAGACUUAAUAUCUAAUCGUGUAUUUCCCUUAAAUAACAUCACACCUAUAAAUUGCGGCGCCCCACCCCAGCCCCCACAGCCCCCCCCCCGGUCCACAACACAUGUAUAAACUUUUUAUUACAGUGUGUGAACUUAAGUCAUGACGUCAUUUCCUUCGAUAGCUCUCUGAGGCGACACGGGUUUUUUGUUUUGUUUUUAUCACUUUUAGAUGUUUAUCUGCUAAAAUAAUUUGAGGAAUAAUUUCCCUUGAACAAACUUGCGUUCAGUGGAUCAUCUAAUAAACAAAAUAUUCCAAUAACCUUCCCAGCUGUUAAACCUCUAUUAAAACUGAUGCUUGGUGCUUAUUUUAAUCAUAAAAUUUACAUUUGAUAUUCUAAAAAAAAAAAAAAAUGUGAUAGGGCGUCUUACCGUACAAAGUCUCCAAAAGUAAAUGAAUUGCUGGUCAAGUUUACUUAGUGAAGAUGCCACAAGUCUUCUUUGAAUGCAGCACUUUUUAUAUAGCUGACAUGACAGUUGGGACAAAUUGAAAACUAUUAUCUGAAAUAAAACGGAUUAUUUUUUUAUAUUUUUUUUACAGGAGAUUCCAGACUGUGGGCGACUGUCUCUAGCAGAAUCUUCUUGGAUCCUAUUGAUUUCCGCCUGGGGAAAAAAAGCUGUAGCGACGGCUACGUCCAUGGCAUUGACCAUUUUAUUCUUACUGGUUUCAUCAACGUCACCGGGUAUGAGCUUGGGAGAAUCCCUGCUUUAUUUAGCGUUUGGUUCAUCCAUCGAAUUGGCUGGUGGCCGGUAAGCUGAGUCGUAAACUUUUUCAUGCCUUUGUCUGUGUCUCAAAUUAAGCGUUCUGGUUUUUUAAAAUCAAAUUCCCUAAUCUUGUCAACACAUUUUUAGAAAGCAUUUGAAAUUUUAAACACAUAACUCCGUGGUUGGUGUUAUGGUUUACCUCAGUCUCCAGUUGAGCCUGGUUGUCAUGUGGUUGAUGUUACGGUUUGCCUCAGUCUCCAGCUCUGCCUGGUUGUCAUGUGGUUGGUGUUACGGUUUGCCUCAGUCUCCAGCUGUGCCUGGUUGUCAUGUGGUUGGCGUUACGGUUUAACUCAGUCUCCAGCUGGCCCUUGUUGUCAUGUGGUUGCAGUUACGGUUUGCCUCAGUCUCCAGCUGUGCCUGGUUGUCAUGUGGUUGCAGUUACGGUUUGCCUCAGUCUCAAGCUGUGCGUGGUUGUCAUGUGGUUGGUGUUACGGUUUGCCUCAGUCUCCAGCUGUGCCUGGUUGUCAUGUGGUUGGCGUUACGGUUUACCUCAGUCUCCAGCUGGCCCUUGUUGUCAUGUGGUUGCAGUUACGGUUUGCCUAAGUCUCCAGCUGUGCCUGGUUGUCAUGUUGGUGAUGUUAAGGUUUGCCUCAGUCUACCGGUGAGCGUCGUUAUUUAUUUUGCAAAAAGAACGACAAGCGUGGCAAUGGCCCAUUUUCAAUUCAGUACCUAUAAAUCAGAAGACGGCAUUGCGUGUAGACCGGAAAAGCGUGUAGGACGGCAAAGGGUGUAGCACGUCAAAGCGUGGAGGACAAUAAAGCGUGUAAGAAGUCUAAGCGUGGUCUGACUUUCAGCCUUUUUUUUGUCAAUUGUUUCUUUAGCCGUUUUACUCUAGGGUAUUGGUGGUGUUGAAAAAACAGAGGCCUUGACAGCAAAUAUUACGACUAGCACUGAAAUGCUACACACACUAUUCAAGAAAAUAUGGGAGGAAGAACAGAUACCGAUUGAAUGGAAAGAAGGACAACUCAUUAAGCUCCAGAAGAAAGGAGACCUUAGUUCUUGUUCUAACUAUAAAGGAAUAACCCUGCUGUCCAUACCCAAGCUAAGUAUUCAACAGAAUGCUGCUAAACAGAAUGAGGGAGGUAAUAGACACCAAUCUUAGGGACCAACAAGCAGGGUUCAGAAAAGACAGGUCCUGCACAGACCAGAUUGCCACACUGAGAAUUAUUGUGGAACAAUCUCUGGAGUGGAACUCGCCACUAUACGUCAAGUUCAUAGACUAUGAGAAGGCUUUUGAUAGUGUCGACAGACAGACUCUGUGGACGCUGCUUAGACACUACGGGGUACCACAAAAAUUGACAGACAUAAUUAAGCCUUCUUACGAAGGACUAUCGUGCAGAAUUGUCCUCGGCCUACAAACAACGGCGGCUUUUGGGGUACAGACCGGUGUCAGACAGGGGUGUCUGCUCUCGCCUUUCUUAUUCCUGCUCACCAUUGAUUGGAUAAUGAAAAUGUCCGCAGAGCAGACGAGAAAAGGUAUCUAGUGGAAAUUAUGGAAAAAGCUUGAUGACCUGGAUUUUGCGGAUGAUCUGGCCCUAAUAUCACACACACAGCAACAGAUGCAAGAGAAAACCACUUAUGUAGCACAGUACUCUGCUUGCAUCGGCCUGAACAUCCAUAGAGGAAAAAGCAAAGUCCUUAAAAUAAAUACAUCAAGCAACACACCUUUAGCACUGGAAGGAACAAACCUUGAGGCGGUGGAUAGCUUGACAUACCUCAGCAGCAUUAUUGACAUACAAGGAGGGACAGACGCCGACAUAAGUGUUAGAGUUGGUAAGGCAAGAGCGACAUUUAACCAGCUAAAAAAGGUCUUGAGCUGCAGCAAUUUGACCCUCCAGACCAAGGUCAAGGUAUUCAACACCACAGUGACACCCGUCUUGUUAUAUGGAGCAGAAACAAUGCGAACAACAGCAGCUGGUUCAAAAAAGCUACAGACGUUUGUCAACUCAUGUCUUCAAACGAUUUUACGAAUCCGCUGGACUCAUGCCAUCACCAACGAGGAUCGCUGGCGGUGCACACAACAAGAACCAAUGGAAGAGUUAAUCUGCCAGCGCAGAUGGAGAUGGAUUGGCUACACCCUGAGAAAGCCCGCAUCAAGUAUCACAAGACAAGCCCUGACUUGGAACCCCCAGGGCAAGAGAAAAAGAGGUCGACCCAAAACGACUUGGAGAAGAGAACUGAAGGCAGACACCAAAAAGAGUGGGCACAACUGGGGACAGUUGGAGAGACUUGGCCAAGACCGGGAUGCCCGGAGAGCCUUGUUUGUGGCCUGUGCCCCAGACGAAACGAGAGGCGAUGAUGAGGAUGAUGAUGAUUGGUGUUGUACCCUCUCCACUUCUCCGUCAUUUGGUUUCCAAGUGUUCCACCAGCGUAGCCAGCCCAGCGUAGCCAGCCCAGCGUAGCCAACCCAGCGUAGCUAGCCCAGCGUAGCCAGCCCAGCGUAGCCUGCCCAGCGUAGCCUGCCCAGCGUAUCCAGCCCAGCGAAGCCAGCCCAGCGUAGCCAACCUAAUUUUUAAAUUUCUGCCAGCAAAGUGAGAUCCUGAAAUAAACAAUACAAUUCCUAAUUGGUAUUGUCCAUCCAAAUUCAUCCUUUUUUGGUCCAUAUAUUUUUCGGAUAACUUUUCUCUCCCAUGUGCUUAAUUAAAAUGUUUUUUUGUCGUUAUUGCUAGUGACCAAGUUCCACUUGUGCAUGUUACAACUGGUCUGGUUACAGUGAUAUAGAUAACUUUGCUUUGUUUUUUUUUGUUGUAAUGACUUAACAAAUGAGUACUUUCAUACUACUGAAAUAUUCCUUGUAUCCAGCUGAUGCCCUUUCAUUGAUUUCUGUUCAUAAUUUGUUUCUUUUAUUUGAAAUAGAUACUAGACACUUGAAUUUUGCUUGACUUUUCAAAAGUGACGUUUCUAAUUUUAAUGAAUUCACAUGUCUGUUCUUCUCUCAUCAUAGUCAUGUAGUUGAAUGUUUUAAAAAAAUAAUUUAGUGCAAAAAUUAAAAAUUAAUUAUUGUUAACCCACGAAAAAGUAAAAUGAAGAUUUGUUGUUAAAAAUAAAAAAAAUAAAAAAAAUAGAUUCAAUUUUAGUGCAUGUCAGAGCCGUACCAUUCGGGUGCCGAUAUGGGAGACUGCCCCGGUAGAAGGUCGCCAAGACAAUUAUGUUUUUUCCAUUUUGCAGAGUUGCCAUUACUUUAGUUCUAUUUUGAAUAUUUUAAAUUAUAGGCUCUAUGUCUUGAACGCAGUCAACAGUCAGUACAAAAGUAACAAUACACUAACAGCAGUUAGUACGAAAAAGUAACAAAACAUUGUCAACAGUUAGAACAAAAGUAACAAUACACUGUCAAUAGUAGGUACAAAAUUAAAAUAUAUUUUAAUAGUUAGUCCAAGAGGAACCAUAGAUUGUCAACAAAAAGUAAAAAAAAAAUACAAUACACUGUCAAAAUGUAGUAAAAAAGAAAGAAUACACCGUUAAAAAUGUAGUAAAAAAAGUAAGAAUACACUGUCAAAAUGUAGUAAAAAAAGGAAGAAUACACUGUCAAAAUGUAGUAAAAAAAGUAAGAAUACACUGUCAAAAUGUAGUAAAAAAGUAAGAAUACACUGUCAAAAUGUAGUAAAAAAGUAAGAAUACACUGAAUGCAGGAGAGCAUUAGACUCAUGUCAGAUCAUUUAAAUUGGAAGCUGUAUUUCAAUAGCCUAACAACUCAUUAGCAAUCUGUACAAACUGGCAAACUAUAGGUAUAUUCAUUCUUUCAAAUUAUUAUAAAUAUAUUCCACAGAAGUUUGUAAAAAAAAUUAAUAACUAAAGUGGCUAUUUGCAAUUUAGCGUAUUUCCAUUUAUGUUCAAAUUCUUUUAGUGCUCCCCCUUCGGAAGGGUUGAGGGACUUUGGGGGGGGGGGGUUGUUAAGCAUUCACUUUACGGUUGGGCGGACCGGGGGUUAAGUAUUCACCAUUCAAUCAAAGAGGGUGGGGGAGGGGGGGGGAGGGCGCUAUUAGGCAUUCUCUUUACGUCUGGGCUGACCGGGGGUUAAGUAUUCACCAUUCAAUCAAAGAGGGUGGGGGAGGGGGGGGAGUGCGCUAAACUUGAGAGGUCAUACAGGGCACAAAAAUGCAUUAUUUUUUCGGUUCUGGUGUAAACACAUUGGUCGAAUGUUGAUGUUUUUUUUUUAAUCAUGUAUUUUCUUGAUUUAGAUAAAGGGUGCCUUAUAUAACCUGGGGAAAGACGAAUGCACUGUUCUGCAAAACAUCCCACCGGAUCAAUGCCGAUGUCAAUACGAGACGUCAAUUAUCAUCCGCCUCAAGUGUAAUUUAACGGCUCAAAAUAAAUACUCGUAUAAACCGUUUGCCCUGAAUUUGAUCACAAAAGGUUAUGAUUUUAGCGAUUACAUGACUAUGAACAUGGUGUACCAUAAGUAGACAGAUUUCUCAUUUGUUUUGAAGACGUUUAAAAAACCGCAUGUGUUAAUUUUUGCAAAGGGUCUCGAAAUGUUAGAUCGGGCCUUAUUGAUUAGCACGCUAACCGCUGGCAGCCAAAUGAAGACCACAUGCGUAAGUCAGGACUGGAAACUCAAUGUUUUAUAUUUGAGAUCUCUGAUGGCGCGUUUUGCGUUGUUUUUUUUUUAAUGGGAGAAAAAAAAAAUCACAAAGGGCCUAGAGAGGGCUAAACCGUUCAGCAUAUUCCCCACUCUCAGUAAGCGGUGCCUUAACUGUGUAACCGAUGUAAAGGGAAUGAUAGAAGGCCUUAUUCCAAAGUAAAUGCUAUACUGAUAAUAAUCUUGAGGAUGCAAGUCCUAUCGGACCAUCAAGGUGAUGCUAAAAGUACAUAUUACAAAGCAGCAUGAAAGCUGUCAUAAUCGAACUUGACGAGUGAGAGAUAAUCGCUUAUGCCCGUUCAGGAUGGUGAACAGUAGUGUAUUAGGGAGUUAAAGUUUUAAAGGUUAAAAUGAGUCUCAUCUCUCCUUCGGAAACUGCAUACAAAGACUGUCAUUAUAUAAUCGACUUCAUAAGUCAUAAGCCAUUCAAAAGUUAAAAAAAAAAAAAAAAAUCUACACCAUCGUUUUCACGAACAUGGAAAAUGUCGUAUGGAAGGUAUACUCUGAUGAAAGAAUGUUCAAUUUUUCGUUUAUAUUUAAAUUUUAUGUAAAGUUACGAUCAUCUCCUCACAACUUGCAUUACUGUUGAAAACGUUACCAAAAAGUUUGCAUCCCUUUUGAAAGUCGUUUACGUAAACAAGAGCUUUGAACAGACCACUAUUCCGUGCACAGUCAAAACAAACACACAUCUUCUUCUUCUUUAGCUUGUCCUUGAAAAUAAGAGAGAGCAAGUGCGCCAAACAUUUGUCUGAUCAAUUGUUCUUAAAUUAUUUUUGCUUUGAGUCUGAUCUACACUCGCUGUAGAGCAUCGAAGAUAUAAGGAGCAUCCCAGUUGUUAAAGAUCGAUGAGCGCUCCUUUGUGUUAACCGACAUUCUCUAAAUCUGAAGGCGUACUCACCACUACUACUGGAGCGGUAUUUGCGUUAGUGGCUGUGUUGGCAAUAUGUUCAACUAGUCCAAUGGUCGUUUUCGUUCGAAUCGUUGAAUGUCAUUCAAAAAGUUGGGUUAACGCUUAUGCUUCAACUUGCUGAACUGAACAAAUAGCAUUAAAAUCAGUCAUCAGAGUGAUGGCCCGUUGAAUGUAAUGUAGAAGUUCGGCUCCCCGCAAAGAGAGUACUAUGCCCUUGAUUCUGGAGAUGAGUCUGUGGCUUUUACUUUAACUUAUUUCGUAAAACAAGGUAGCUCUCUAGCCCCGAAACUGCUAUAAUCUGCUAUGCUUUCUAACUUUCCAUAAAAGCAUAGAGAGCAUAGAAGAUAAGACCCUAUGGCGGCACUCAUGUAGGAUACAGGACAGACGGGUGGAUACUAAAACUUCGGAUAUUGUAAUUGGUUUUAAAAAUAAACGAUUGUAGUAGAUCUCUUGUGGACAGAUGGCUCGGCCCUAAAUGUAAGCCCGGACAUGAAAAUAAACAAAAUAAUUGAUCUCUUUCAUAUUGCUAGGGCCUGCUACUACUAAAGCCUCGUAACCAAAAUAAAAGAAUACAGAUAUAAUGCACGUACCAGAGACAGAAAAUCUAAAAAUAAACUUAACAAAUCAGGAACGGUACAGAAACUCUAUGGAUCGGACUAGUUCCCACAUUCAUGCACCGCCUCACCCUAUCUCACGGUCAAAAACAUUGGAAGAUGAGGUAAACAACACAGUUUUACUUUGAAUAUCGUAUUAAACAAACUAAACAUGGCGUCUAAGAGCAAGGGUUCUCAUUCUUGUCACUAAGCUGAAGGUACAUAGCAUCACUGUAAUUAACGACUUCCCUAUGCUCCCGAGAGAUUUUGACAGUGUAAAGCAGACAUGCUGUUUGUAUAAACCAUUUCCACGUGCCCUGAUUAAGCAAACGUCUUGACAUAUAAUUGCAGGACGAAAGCCGUGAAAAUGAAACCAUAAAAUCUUGCUGACUUAAGCAGCAUCCACACGGUCUUAAGUAAAGGACCGAUCUUUUAACCCUUAUCAAUUCCAGAACGUGAUUUUCUCUGUUUAAAAUGUUUAAUAAAAAGAUUCUUGUUUUUUUAAUUUUUAGCCAAUAGUUCUUGUGCACGGGCAGCUUCAACAAACGGAGGUAACUAAAGUUAUUUAAAUAAACCACGUCAGUCUUUAUUAAUUGUACUUUUUAUUAUUCCAUUUACUUUUCUUUAACAUGAAACGGCUGUUAUAAUUUUUUUCCUUUCCUACCUCUCCAAAAUUCUGGAGUGGCUAUCAUAGUUUGAGGAAGUAAAUGAUUGAUUUUAACUCUCAACUGCAUCUAUGUUAGAAUUUAAAAAAAAAAAAAUUGAUUACUUAACAGGAACGAGCUCACAUGUCGGGUACAACGGAAUGCCUGGUAUGUAUUGUAUAUCUUAUGUUGAUUACCAGAAUGGCUUUGAGUGACUUUGACUAUGAGAUAUAACAUAUAGCAUUGUCUAUUUUAAUAAAUGCCUCAAACAUACGAAGCGAAUUUAAUUGCAUGAUUGUUUAUGUUUUAAGGAUCGGGAGAGUGGGGUGGUUCCUCUACUGUUAAAACAUUUUAUUCGAAUUCUUUGCCAAGGUUGAAAAUUGGACGAAAUGGAUGUUAGAGUCCACACGAUCUUAUAAAGAAUUAUGGUGCCAGAACAAGUAACUCUUAAAGUUAAAUGUCGAUGCUAAAACCUCGUUCACUAAGAUAAAGUGCAAAAUGGAUUUAUUUGAUAAAGUUAUCAAAUGCAUUACUUUGGUUUCCCUUUCAUUUGAUUGCGGUUCUCUAAUAGCUGACAUUGUUCCAGGAAUUGACUCUGCUUUAAUGAGAUAGUGCCGUGGCAUCCAUUCACCUUCCUUACAUUGACUUGAUCACUAAAAUGCUCAAAAAUGUAUUGUUGACAAUUGAACACUUAUCUAAUUACAUUUACUUUAAACGUCUUAACAGGUCUCAUCUUUCUGGUCACGGCUUUGGUCUGCACUGUUACAUCAAUGGUUUCCAAUGGUCAGUGAACCCAUAGAUAGUACAGCUGGAUGCUGGGGGCAGUUUGGAUCAACGGAAAAGAUAGCAUCUCCUGGUAGCGUAUAUCUCAUCAGCUUAAGCAAAAACGCACUUUCAAGGAAUUAAAUUCAAAAUAAAAUAAAAUGAAAAAAAAACAACAUCUGGGAGCAUUUGAAGUAUAACAAAAUAUAAAUAAGAAAACCACUAUAUGGAACAAGGGGAAGUAUAACAAAAUAUAAAUAAGAAAACCACUAUAUGGAACAAGGGGAAGUAUAACAAAAUAUAAAUAAGAAAACCACUAUAUGGAACAAGGGGAAGUA
Messenger RNA from Lymnaea stagnalis (great pond snail), 10937 nucleotides. The record is from the annotation of a GenBank genome assembly. NCBI's taxonomy places the organism in Eukaryota, Metazoa, Mollusca, Gastropoda, Lymnaeidae.